UCCCCUAAAGAGACGCUCUCUGCUCGGGUGCCAAACUUCUCUGAACCCGCAGGAGACGGCGUGAUGGCGACCGCGGAGGCAACGUUACAGUCCUGGCUCAACCAGGCCACGGACCCCAACAACCAGGAGGACCGGUGGGACUGCAUCCAGGGCUUCUACCAGCUCGUGGACCGGGAGCCCGACGGGCCGCAGGCAGCCAUUCGUCUUCUUGCCCAUAAAAUCCAGUCCCCCCAGCAGAGAGAGGCUCUGCAGGCCCUGACUGUUCUCGAGGCGUGCAUGAACAACUGCGGGAAGAGGUUCCACGGCGAGGCCGCCAAGUUCCGCUUCCUCAACGAGCUUCUUAAACUCUUAACGCCGAAGUACUUUGGCGCGUGGACGCCUCAGAAAGUGAAGGACAGAGUGACCGAGGUCCUCUACGGCUGGACUCUUUGGCUAAAGGACGAACCCAAGAUUCAGGAGGCCUACAACAUGCUGAAGAAACAAGGUCUUGUUACGAAAGAUCCCAAACUGCCAGACGCCGUUAUAAUGGCGCCUCCGACGCAAAGAACCGCAGACUCUGUUUUCGACCGGGAGGACAAGGCCGCCCUGUUGGCCAGAUUGCUGAAAAGCGCUCGUCCCGAGGACCUGGAAGCAGCCAACAGGCUCAUCAAAAGCACAAUCAGAGAGGAGCAGGAGAAGGCAGAGAAAGUGUCCAAGCGCGAAUCGACCCUGGAGGAGGUGGAGAGCAGCACCAAGCGGCUCAGGGAGCUCCUGGACCGGCACGCGGCCUCCGGGGCCCCGUUCCACCCGGGCGACGAGGCGAAGGCCUUGUACGAGCGCUGUGAUGGGCUGAGGCCCAGCUUGUUCCGCCUGGCCAGCGACACGAUGGAGGACGACGAAGCUCUGGCGCAGAUCCUGUCGGCUAACGACGAGCUAACGCUAGUCGUGAGCAGCUACAAGGAGCGAGUGGGGAGGGGGGGCUGUGACAGGAGGACAAGUGCCGAGGAAACGGAGGGCGAAGGUCUCGCUCCAAAGAGUCCCACGGAGAUCAAAAGCUACCACCUCAUCGACCUGUCGGCUCUGGACUCCCCGCAGACGCACAGGAAGGCCGAUUCGCCGGCGUCCUCCGGGUCCCCUUCGCCGCCGCUUUCCUCCCUGCUGGAAAGCACCUUCCGCUCGGCAGGUGAACCGGACCGGAACGAAGCAGGGUUGGACCACCUGGCCUACAAACGGACCCCGGAGACGGCGAGUUCGUAUUAUGAGGAACUUCUGCAGUUUAAUGGAGCGAUUCAGAUGCAGCAUGCUGAGCAGAACAGAGGCGGCGGCGUGGUGCUGAGAGCCCGCGGAUGUGGCGCUGCUUCGUCCAACGGGACGAGCCUUUGUCGUCAAUUUACCGCAGAUCCGGGAUCACCGCCCAAGUCGCACAAACCACUCGGUGAAAGGUCAGAGGAGAGCUCACUGACCCCAGACCUCCUGAAAAACAUCGUCGUUCCCAUAGAAACCAUCAAGUCCGGAAACUUCGAGCCGAUCACCGUGUACGAUCACGGCGGCGUCCACGUCUCGCUGCAUUUCGCCCGGGACCCCCCGCCGGGCCGCCCCCGCGUCGCCGUGGUCGUCCUCUCCGCGGUCAACACGUCCGCCCUCCAGGUCAAAGACUUCCUGUUCCAAGCCGCUGUUCCAAAGACCAUGUCGGUGAAACUUCAGCCUGCCUCGGGGACGGACCUCGCUGCGUACAACCCUCUGCUGCCCCCCCCGGCCGUCUCCCAGGUCCUCCUGUUGUCCAAUCCACGCAACCGGAGGCUGCGUCUCCGCUACAAGCUGACGCUGACGCAUGGAGGCCGGCAGCUGAUCGAGAGCGGAGACGUGGACAACUUUCCCGACUGGACCUCUUUGGUCGGGCCUCCGGACGACGGCUCGGACUGAGCAAUUAACUUUUUACCCCGAAAACCAUGGAUCCCGAAAAGCAGAGGAUCAAGGGUUAAAAACAAACAAAAAUCCAAGCAGUGUUCUCUUAAAUGUAAGAUGAUGUGUUUUCCUGACCUCACGAAGCGUUUAUUACUCUUAGAAAGUGAGUAAACUCUACAUCGCAUGUUAAAGGUCAACUGCCGACGAUGGUAUUUACAAAAGGUAUUUAUUUGCUCUUUGAGCAUUUGUGACGUAAACAAUUGCAGAGCCUUAAGAUGUGAUGUUUUUAAUUAUGUAUUUAUGUUAAGAAUGAGGUUUUUGUAUUUGAACGUUGUAUUUGCUACAUUUGACAGCAUGAUGAAUGAAAACGUAAUGACAUCACUGACGUCCGGUUUUAUUCAAGUCGCGUUUUUAAACAGCGCGAUUUGAAGCUCGAGCAAACGGGGGGGAACGUUGAUGUUGCUUCUUCUCUACGAUUUAGAAAAAUAAAUAUUGUCAAAAAACAUUUCGCACAAACAAAUCAGGAAACACUUCUGACAUAAAUAAACUUGCCAAUAAUACGCAAAACAGGCAAAAACAGCAAUUAUUGCAGGACAAAUUUCAUUAAGUGACGUAAUAAAGUUUGAGAACAAUUAAGAUGUUCAUCAUCUCUUAACUGUCACAUGGUUAAACUUCUAAAAGUCUUGAAGCCGACGUGAAUGUUUCUUUAACCAUCUGUCAGUUCAUGUGCCACAAAUAAAUAAACACAAACUGUAACACAGUGCGCAUCAAAGCUCGUAUUCAGUCCCACCACAUGGUCCAAAUUCAAAUAAAUGAUAAAGGUAUUCAUGAAAUCUAAUUAUGCGCAAAAUAAAAAAAUAUAUAUCAUUACAUAAGCAACUGUAUAGUUCUUUGAAAAAUAAUGCCAUAGAAGUUUAAAAAGUGAAAAUAGCUUUUUACCUUUAUUUUGACUAAUGUUUGCUUUUAACUAGGGCCGGGACUUUAGCGCGUUAAUUACGAUUAAUUAAUUACAAUGUGAAUUAAGAUUAAUUACACAAAAAAUAACACAUUAAACAUUUUUUACGCAUUUUUACACUUAUUUUUUGCAAGGAAUUCACAUCGAGCCUCAAGUAUCACCUCAACGCAAAACAAUUAGCAGCUAGCGUGGACGUUAGCCCGACCCGAGUACAAGAAACAAAAAUAAAAAUCCAUGUGAAAAAAAUUACUUCUCACUGUUCUCAGGUCAAAUAUUUAUGCAAUUAAAAUGCGAUUAAUUUUGAUUAAUUAAUUACAAAGCCUCUAAUUAGAUUAAUAUUUUUAAUCGAGUCCCGGCCCUAAUAAUAUAUAUUAUAU
Molecule: messenger RNA, 3216 nt
Organism: Pungitius pungitius (ninespine stickleback)
Lineage: Eukaryota; Metazoa; Chordata; Actinopteri; Perciformes; Gasterosteidae
Product: ADP-ribosylation factor-binding protein GGA3-like
Exons: 16
Coding region: 64-1902 (612 amino acids)
Biological process (GO): intracellular protein transport; protein localization to cell surface; Golgi to plasma membrane transport
Cellular component (GO): trans-Golgi network
Molecular function (GO): small GTPase binding; ubiquitin binding; phosphatidylinositol binding
Source: RefSeq, a predicted model, not a curated record